AUGGCUACCGCCGACGAACCGUCCUCUCACCUCGCCGAGUCUGGUGUCACGAUUCACUCAGACAGCGAGCAAUACUCGGCCGGCGAAGAAGCAUCGACAUCUCGCGAAUCAUCUUCAUCCUCGACGCCCAUGAUUCUAUAUCAGCCACCCACGAUCUGGGGUCUGAUCCGGGGAACUGCCAUAAACUUGUUACUGCCAUUCAUCAACGGCAUGAUGUUGGGAUUUGGAGAGUUGUUUGCACAUGAAGCUGCGUUCAGGCUGGGAUGGAGUGGCACCAAGGUCUUCCCACUGUCACGACGAACCGCCCAUCCUAUUGGACCGGGCAUUGAGAUUCGCGAAAAGGCAACUCCACCUACCCCGGAGCUCCAGGACUUGACAGCCAUGGAAUAA
This is a messenger RNA of Pestalotiopsis fici W106-1, 390 nucleotides long. Its product is annotated as Mitochondrial import protein 1. Gene Ontology annotation, biological process: protein insertion into mitochondrial outer membrane; mitochondrial outer membrane translocase complex assembly. The coding region runs from base 1 to 390 and encodes 129 amino acids. Gene Ontology annotation, cellular component: mitochondrial outer membrane. Lineage: Eukaryota; Fungi; Ascomycota; Sordariomycetes; Amphisphaeriales; Sporocadaceae. The record is from RefSeq and is a predicted model, not a curated record. The transcript is spliced from 2 exons.